GCGUGACGUCAAAAAAACGCGACUGGCUCAAAUAUGGCUGCGUCCUUCAUUGGCGUGUUUUGGUUGUAGCACAAAACCAUGUCGAAACAUGUCAAUAUGGUCUGAGUGUUAAAGUUAACGGUACAGUGACUUUGUUCAUGGUGAAAGGAGAAAAUUGGAGCUUCAUACAGCAUGGAGAGACGAGAGUUUAUAGCAUCGCUUGUGGCUGGAGGUUGUGCAGGCAUGUGUGUCGACCUCACGCUCUUCCCUCUGGACACCAUUAAGACGCGUUUACAGAGUCAGCAGGGCUUCUACAAGGCCGGGGGAUUCAGGGGCAUCUAUGCCGGCGUGCCCUCUGCUGCCGUGGGAUCUUUUCCAAACGCUGCUGCGUUCUUCGUCACGUAUGAAAGCACCAAGUCUCUGCUCUCUGGCUGUUUCUCCGCACGCAUGGCUCCAGUCACACACAUGCUCGCAGCAUCGCUCGGAGAAAUCGUUGCGUGUCUGAUUCGAGUCCCGACAGAAGUGGUGAAGCAGAGAACUCAGGCCUCUCCGUCUCUUCACACACACCACGUCCUGCUAGCCACUCUGCGUGAGGAGGGGGUCCGCGGACUCUACAGGGGAUUUGGCAGUACAGUACUGCGAGAGAUCCCGUUCUCUUUAGUGCAGUUUCCUCUCUGGGAAUAUUUAAAGACUCUGUGGCGGAGGAGGCAGGGGGAACGGCUGGACUCUUGGCAAGCUGCAGUGUGUGGAGCUGUUGCAGGCGGGGUGGCAGCAUUUAUUACGACCCCUCUGGAUGUGGCCAAGACAAGGAUAAUGCUGGCUAAGGCUGGUACUUCCACGGCCAGUGGAAACAUCCCACUAGUUCUGUACGAGGUGUGGAAGUGUCGAGGUGUGUUUGGGCUCUUUGCCGGUAGCAUCCCCAGGAUGACCUUCAUCAGCGUGGGCGGUUUCAUCUUCCUCGGAGCUUACGAGAAAGUGCGCCGCAUGCUCCUAUAGGACAUUUGACCCUGAAAGCAGCAAUUCUUCCGGGAGGACUCACCAGCAGAUCAUCGUACCCUGGAAUUUGCAUUCCUGACUAUCAGUGCACAGCAGAUUGAUUUUAAUUACCCAAGUUCCAGGUAUUUUACAGACAGCGCUGCCGCCAUGAUCAUAUUUGGCCUGAAAGUGUGCUGCUGGUGUAGAUAUUAAGAGUUAUUAAUGGGGUUUUAUAGUAAAGAUGUUCAUAUUUGUGAUUUUUCUUUAUGUACGCUAUGACUGCGCUACAACUGUAAUCUGUAAUUCCUGAUCCAAUUGAUUAAUCUCUACAUUGUAUCAUUCCUGUGUCUGAAAUGAAGCCCUACUCUGUAUUCUCUACAAACAUCAAAGCAUCUAGUAGCCUACACUGUUUGGAUACCAGCAUUUUCCAAUGCAUUGUGGGAUAUCAUCAACACACUAUGCUUUUGCAGAUGAUUGUAAAAUGCCAAAACUCCUACAAUAGUGCACUAUGUAGUGAACAUGGUGCAGAUUCAGAGUUCAGUUUGUUAAAUAUGAGAGCUCCUAUCCGAAUGAAUCUUUCAUUACGACUUGUAUUGAUACUGCCUCACGGAAAAGAGUCUUCAUUACUUCUUAACUUUGCACUGCUGUUGAAUAUUUAGCAGCUAAAUAAAACUUAACAAGAAAAGUUACCCACUCUCUGUGAAAAUUAACACCAGCGUUGCUUUAUGGAUUUUGUAAACUUGUUUAUCAUCCAGAAUUCUAAGUUUCCCACUUGUAAAUGAGACUUUGCCAAGUGUCCGAGAGCAGUUGCAAUUUCCUGGCUUCCAUCACCAUUCGAACGCAACAUUAGCUAAGCCUGAUAUAGAGCAGACAAAAUUCAAAGUUUUUGAAUAGGUUUUUUGGUCAAUUUUAUUAGUUUACCCACUACUGUCAAUUAAAUAAAUAAAUUCUAUUCUGAGACUGUAACAGCACUCAAAAGGAGUGCUUCAUUAACAGUAUGUGCACUUGUUUGGUGAAGCAGUUACUGUAAGACUGCGAGCUGCUGUAAACUGAGAUUAGCCUUACAGUUGAUAUUAGACAGUGUUAUUGUCAACAGUAAGAUAAAUGGAAAUUUUCUUCCCAGUAAAAUAAAAUAUCACAAACAUUUUUCAUCUAACACACCCAUUUCCUACUUAGAUUUUCUAGACUAUUUAACCCAUUUCUUGAACUUCAGCCAAAACAUCACACAGCUAUAUUUAUGCUUUAUUUCAUCACACAAUUAUUUAAAUAUUACAUCUGUGACAUCUUAAACCUUAUGGGUCCCUUAUGUGGGGGCCAUAUGAAAAUUUGAGUAUGAAGAUAUUUGUUUAAGCAUUGGGGCCAUUUUAUAAAAUGAUUGACAUACUAGUAAGAGCACUAACGGGACACACAUUUAGCAUGAACCAGAGCUAACAACAAAGUCCUUAUGUAGCAGGAUUGAACUGGAACUGCCAGUCCUGAAGAAUGGUUUGCUGUUUGAACGCACCUUACCGAACCCAAUCUCUCGUAAAAUAAAUCAGUUGUCAGCUGGAAAACAAACUAACCUGUAAAGUUUGACGUGAAGGGUCAAAUAUAGCAGAUCGUUGAGUCCAAGUCUUGAGUCUAGACUUGCUUGUUUGCUUAUUAGCAGUGAACAUAAAGACGAGUGAUUUCCAGGAGUGAUUUAUGAGAGUAUCAGUAAAAAAAAUAUGGGUAGCAUGCUGCAGCCCGAGGGCAUUUUGAUAACUUUAUGAGGUAGAAGAACACGAGUGGGAAACCAAGGAGAGAAACUGAUAGGCAAGUCCACAGGUGUGAAUGUCAGAGUAGAAUUUAAUCAAAGCAAGCCAUUGGAGUCAUGUUGUCAAAUGGAAUAUUAUAUUUUUAUCCUGUCAAAUCCUGAGAGCAAUGGAUUUUUUUCCCCAUCUGAACUAAUGAGCAGUAUUAUUUCUUAUAGCUGUGUGCGAUAAUUGUGCAGUACAGGAGCUGUACGUCCCUCCAUGUGAAAACUGUUACAACAUGGCAAGUGUGUUCAUAUUAAAAACAACUCAAGCAUGCAAAAUAAAUAGGAAAAACUGAUAAUAAUGCAAACAUUUGCUGACCUGCAUUAUCAACAGCCAUGGCAGACUUUAGUGGCAUUACUUGUGUGAUCAUAGCCCUUUCUAGCAAACAAAACAUUAGUGAACUGUAUCUACAUGCACAUUAGUUCAGUUUAAACAUUGACUAAUGUUAAAUCCUGAUAGAGAGCAAAUGUUCCCAUUGCAACGGAACUAAGAUCAUGCUUAAUGUUUGCUCACGUAAGAGCUCAGCGACUUUGCAGAAAUGAACCCAAGCAUCGAGCGGUUGAGGCUCAAGAACCUUGGCUUGUCCUUCUUGGCUUGUCACGAGGACAUCUUAACUUCUGGGAUUCCACGGCCUUUCGUGGUAAUUUUUAGACUAUGCCUAAGACUAAGUUUACACCCGGACUUAACCUUGAACAACGUGUCUCUGGCUAACCACUCGUAUUGCGGACAUUCCACAACAUAAAAUGUAACUUUAAUUAGAUAAACAGUACAUUGUGCCUUUCUUUAAUAAAUAAAAAAAAAUGUUAGUGUUGCCAAAUUGCUGUGGUAUAAAAGGAAUAAAACACUACGGGAUGUGGUGUUACUGGAAAAUAAUCAACUUCAGGAUGUUAACAGUAACUUCGCUUGAUCACACCACCUUGUUGAUGAUUAUUUUCCUGUAACAGCACCACUCCACAGGUGUUUUAUUCCUUACCUAGUGGCUAUAAACGAUUGAUAAAAUUGUUGCACCCUUUACCACAUUACCAUUUAAUAUACCGUAUUAAAAAAAACAAAAAAACAUCUAAAUCAAAUUUAUAAUUAAACUAGAUGGAGUAAACAAUAAUGAAAUUCAUACAACAAAAGUCAAAGAGCAAAUGUGAUUUUAAUAGACAUGUCAACUUGCCACACGUCAACAUUUUCAGCAUUGCAAAUGUACAGCCGUAUGAGUUCAUUUCAAUAAAUUAAUCUGAAAGGAAGGUGAAGAAGUCUGCUAUGCCACAUGAGCAAUGGAAAUUAGCAGGUAAAACCUUUUUGUAUAUCUGAGAAGAUUAAGAAGCAAAGAUUUUUUCUCUUCAUUCCGAGUUAGCCGGUUAGCUAAAAUCUAGCUGUGUAAACCAGUUAGUUAGGUAACAGAGUGACAGAAUUGCUGUAACAUAGCUAGCUAACUCCUACAGAAAAAAAUUAUUCCCUCAGUUUGGUUUCUGUGGGGAGGAAAAAAAAAAAACAA
This is a messenger RNA of Pangasianodon hypophthalmus (striped catfish), 4218 nucleotides long. RefSeq names its product solute carrier family 25 member 26 (gene slc25a26). The record is from RefSeq and is a predicted model, not a curated record. Gene Ontology annotation, biological process: transmembrane transport. Bases 172 to 975 code for a protein of 267 amino acids. The transcript has 10 exons. NCBI's taxonomy places the organism in Eukaryota, Metazoa, Chordata, Actinopteri, Siluriformes, Pangasiidae. Gene Ontology annotation, cellular component: mitochondrial inner membrane. Gene Ontology annotation, molecular function: S-adenosyl-L-methionine transmembrane transporter activity.